Molecule: messenger RNA, 2367 nt
Organism: Parathielavia appendiculata
Lineage: Eukaryota; Fungi; Ascomycota; Sordariomycetes; Sordariales; Chaetomiaceae
Product: glycosyltransferase family 8 protein
Exons: 3
Coding region: 1-2367 (788 amino acids)
Cellular component (GO): cytoplasm
Molecular function (GO): glycosyltransferase activity
Source: RefSeq, a predicted model, not a curated record
AUGAACCGCCGAGAUCUCCAUUCAGCCUUUACCAAGAUCAACCUCUGGAGGCAGACCCAGUUCCGGAAGAUUGUCUACGUGGACGCCGAUGUGGUGGCUUACAGGGCACCCGAUGAGCUCUUUGACCUUCCGCAUGCCUUUUCAGCUGCCCCCGACAUUGGCUGGCCAGACCUCUUCAACACAGGCCUCAUGGUUUUGACCCCCAACAUGGGCGACUAUUACGCCAUGAUGGCCAUGGCCCAGAGGGGCAUCUCGUUUGACGGCGCCGACCAGGGUCUCUUGAACAUGUACUUCAAGAACAGCUUCCACCGCCUCAGCUUCACCUACAACGUCACGCCCUCGGCCCACUACCAAUAUGUGCCCGCCUACAAGCACUUCCAGUCCAGCAUUAACAUGAUCCAUUUUAUUGGACCCGAAAAACCUUGGGUGCAGGGCAGAGACCGGUCCGCCGGGAGCUCACCUUUCGACCAGAUGGUGGGCAGAUGGUGGGCCGUCUAUGACCGACAUUACCGCAAAAUGACGCCCCAGGUCGAGCCAUCCCGACCGGAGAAAGAGGUCCCCGAGAUCGUGCAGUAUUUCGUAAAGGGUGAAUAUCAGCCUACGGUUCGCUAUGUUGUGCCCGUUGGCGAGCCUCCAAGCGGCGAAUCUGGAACGUUUUACGGUCAGCAUCAUCAAGCGCAGUCGGGCCCUUCGCAUAUCGAUUUUCAGUAUCCCCAGCAUCAGCGUGAUCCCCAUCAGCAAUAUUUUCUUGAGCAGCGUCCUCAUCAUCAUCAUUAUUAUCAGCACCAUGACCACCACCAGCACCAUCACCACCACCCUCCGCCACCACAUCCAACUGAGCCGUCUUCGCAAUUUGUUUCUCAACCGAGCGUGUCUUCUGCCCUUAAAGAAGGGACGCAUACUGAGGCUCGUGAAGACCAGGCAUCAGACCGCCAACAAUGGGGUCCCCGACCGCCAAUCGAGUCGGAGCAUAAGCCUGAGCCCCAACCUCAACCCGACCUGGCGCCUAGUUGGGAUGCUCAACGACAACCUCCUCCGCCCGACGCGAAGCCGGAAGCAAUAAAUUUUCCACAGACGCACUACGCCAUGUCUUCUGACCCGGCCCCAUUCGUCCCGCCGGUGCGGUAUCCAAGCCCGCCCAAGGACAUGUGGUACGAAGUGCCAAAGGAGCCGCCGGCGCACCUCACGGAGAAACCCAAGCCGGUCUUCCCCUGGGAGUCACAUCAACCACGGCCGACUCGCGUGUUCUCGCACCCGGUUCCAGAGCCCGAGCCGCCCGUGGCAGAGCCGACGCCUGCGAGAUCCGGCGGAGAGGAGACCGUCCCACCGCCAGACUUGCAGACGCACGUCGACUCGGCCACGUCAGGGUGGUCACCCACGUCGGAGCACGCGAGCGAGCCGCAGACGCCGCCCCCGCCAGGCCCGACGACCCGCACUGCCGUUUCUGCGCCCACGGACAUCUGGUCCUCGUUCCCCCGCACCAACGCGUGGGACAAUGUGCCGGAAAUCAACCGGUACGUCGACCGCACGCUGCAGAGACACCGGCGGACGUGGAGUCAGAAACUUGCGCUGGCUGGCGGCGACGGCAAGGCACCGGGAUCGGGGGACCUCGAGUUCGGCUCUGGGAGGCGCGGUUCCAGAGUGACCGACUUCCCUAGCGAGGACGACCGGCCCAGUCUGCCCGUCACACCCGCGCCGAUCCGUAGGCCGAGACACUGGGGCGCCGCUGCUGGUGAUGGCGCUUCCAGCGUCUCCGGCGGGGGCGGUGGUAGCGUCGGCUGGGGUGCGGAUGAGGACGAGGAACAGCUGCCGGCCGCCGAGGGCGUGCCGGGUCAGGCUGAUUGGGUAUGUGUGCAUGGAAUUUGGUGGGGUCCUGCAGACUGCCUCUGUGACCUGACUAACAUCCUUCGUUACCACAAGGAUCCUGUCGCGCAGCUGCAGAAGCUGGCUAAGGAGCAGUCGGAGCUGCUGCUUCGGCGGCUCGGUGCUGGUGGUGGUGGUUGGGGUUAUGGACAGGGUAGAGAGGAGGAGCAAGAGAUACCGUCGCGGCCGCUGCCGUUUGGGUCGGAGGAUGUGAGGUCGCCGACGUAUGUCGCGCCGGCACCGCCGCCCGUCGUCAGCCCGAAGCCGGUCAAGCCGCAUACGGGGGCCAGCCCCGUGACCAAGAUCCUGGCGGCUGCGCCUGAGAUUGUUCCUGCGCAGGAGCAACCGCCUGUGACUGCCGCAGCAACGCAGGGCGCGGCGAACCCGAUUGCUUCCCCAAGUUAUCAGGGCCCUGGAGUGUCAUUCGAAAAGGGCGAGGAUUUUCCUGUCCGCGAGACGCCUGCCUUGCCGGCUGAAGAAGAGCGUGACGUCCUCAAGACUUAG